UUAAUAAUGUAUGUUUCGUUCGGAGCGUCAUGACGCAUAUAUAAUUAUUUUUACUGUUACGUUAGCACUAGCAGACGCUUUUUAUCUCCAACCAAGCAACGUAUCUCAGAAAAUACAACGUUGAACGUGUGCAUAUCAUCAUAUAGGAGAGACCACGUGACGUGACGUGCAGACACGUAAUUCUAAGUGCAGUUAGUUUCUUUCCACCAUAUGAGUGUACAUCCCACAAGUAGCUGCAUUAAAUUUUAUCUAAGUAUCUAUGAUACUAGAAUUAAUAAUAUCGUCACCUUCUACAAGUCUUAUCAUAAGUCUUGUGUGACCAACUUUACAUGAUGUGGUCCAAGUUGCCUUAGAUGAUCACCUCUACAGCAAUUUACCCAUGUACACAGUAAAGUAUUCCAAAGGUGUCCUAGAGUACCUUGGUCACGGCAUGGGUGCUGUGGUAGGAGGUGGGAUUCAAACCAGCAGCCUUCUGAUUAGAAGGAAACGGCAGCUCAUCCACGUGGCUGUGCAUUCACUCUGCAGUGACGGAAAGAAGGUUUAUCAUGAGGCUUGCGGGGCCUCUGCGGGUCGUAGCAGUGGUGUUUCUAGUAGGACUCACCUGGUUACUAGCCAGUAACCUGUUCGGAGGCGAUAGCAGCUUUGUCAAAGUACGGCACUUCUUUCACGGAACUCAAGACCAGACAACGCCAGAGCCUAAGCCACGCAAGUACAAAUGCGGUCUAUCGGCCCCCUGUCCAGCAAAGCAUCUGGCCUUCCGCAUCACCUCUGGGGCGGCCAAUGUCAUCGGGCCUAAGAUCUGCCUGGAGGACAAGAUCCUCUUUAGCAGCGUGAAGAACAAUGUCGGUCGAGGGUUGAACAUUGCUUUAGUCAAUGGUGUGUCGGGGGAAGUCUUUGAUAUAAAAUCUUUUGACAUGUGGGCUGGAGAUGUGUCCGACCUGCUUAAGUUCCUCCGUCCGCUGCACGAGGGAACGCUCGUCUUUGUGGCCUCUUUUGAUGACCCAGCCUCCAAGCUGAACGACGAGGCCCGCCGGCUCUUUGAGGAGCUUGGGAGCACUGCGAUCAAGGAGCUGGCCUUCAGGGACAGCUGGGUGUUCGUGGGAGCCAAGGGCAUCGAGAACAAGAGCCCAUUUGAACAGCGGAUGAAGAACAGCAAGAACACCAACAAAUACGAGGGCUGGCCGGAGUCUCUGGAAAUGGACGGCUGCGUCCCACUUCGAGUCUCCCAGGACAGCUAGCGGCUGCUUCAGUGGACAUUCCUCUGCUUGCGAGUGGAGCGACAGUUGAGCACCCUGACCUGAAGAGUUCAUUCUUCCCUUCGUUGGAUCCUAGGAGAUCCUCUAUAUUUAUCUCCACGGAUGACUGCAUCUGUGGACUUUUAAGGGUAUUUAGGUUGCAAGGAGUCUGGCUAGCCUUUUUUUUUUUUUUUUUUUUGCUAUGUCGCUAGUAUUUGUAACUUUUAUGAAGGAAAAUCUAGAAUUUACUUGAAGGCAGCAGCUCGGGUCCUUUUGUCGUGAGCUUGCGCAAUCACAUUCCCAAUUAUGCAUUCAGAAUGCCUAGAUGCUCAAAAUAUUGACCUGUAUCAAGUCAGUUCCAGAUAAGGUAGUCAACCUAGGAUUAAAAUGAAUAAUGCAAUGAAGAAGCAACAUUUUUAUCUGGUGUUUGAAUGUGAAGACAUUGAUAAAGCUGUGAAGUAUGCAUUUAAUGAUGGGGAAUCUACCUGAAAUAGAGAACAGUACAGGAACAUCUUAAGAUAUUGGACAUCAAAUUACUAAGGAGCUGUGCUAUAAAAUGAUGCUAGGCCCAAUUCAUUGUUUUUCUUUUUUGUUUCUUUCCAUAUUAUCUGAAACUUCAUUGCAUAUCGACACGUACUCAAAACACAUUACACAAUGCCAGGGAACAAACAAAAGCUUUACAAUUUAAUAAAAAAAAAAAAAAAAUCUAUGCAUGCUUUCUAAGUCUUUGUUAUGGCUAAUAAGCCGAUAUGAUAAUCAAAAACUUGCAACGCAUUGUCCUUUUCCUGGCAAUAGCUGGUGUGCUGGACUCUACUGGGCCUGUGGGUGGGUACUGUGUACCACUAGUCAAAGAUCACCCAGAGGGUUGAAGUGCUGAGGUUCAAAGAUUUCAGCUGGCAUUUUGGUUGUUUCUGACUGCUGCCAGAUGUUUUAUCAAGUUGAAAAUGUGAAUAAUGAGAAUUGUCACAAGUCUGUCAGAGAGAAUAAAAUUGUGAUGUAGUUCCAAUGUUUUCAUAAACGGUUGAAGGUUUCCAUUUCAGUGAUCUGAAUUUAAUUCAAGUGUUUAUCACAGGCUGUAUUGGUAUUAUUUAGCAAAAUAAAUGUUUAUU
Scleropages formosus (Asian bonytongue) is the source of this 2344-nucleotide messenger RNA. RefSeq names its product FAM3 metabolism regulating signaling molecule A (gene fam3a). NCBI's taxonomy places the organism in Eukaryota, Metazoa, Chordata, Actinopteri, Osteoglossiformes, Osteoglossidae. The coding region runs from base 546 to 1238 and encodes 230 amino acids. The record is from RefSeq and is a predicted model, not a curated record. The transcript has 9 exons.